Symbiodinium natans is the source of this 426-nucleotide messenger RNA. NCBI's taxonomy places the organism in Eukaryota, Dinophyceae, Suessiales, Symbiodiniaceae. The record is from the annotation of a GenBank genome assembly.
AUGUCCCUGGAGUUCAUCGAAGCUGCCAUGCACAGGCGCAUCAUCGUGAAGACGCAGCGCUUUCCGCCGGUCGGGCUGAUGUUCCAAAGGCCGUUCUUCAGCUCCAAAACUCCGCAGCGCGCGGGUGUCGAGGUGGCGCUUCAGUCCGAAGAAGUCUGUGAUCGCAUCGCCGCCAUGCAGGCCCGCCUUGAAAAGGCCAUCCUCCAGGAAGCAGAUCAGGAGAGGAGCGCGGUCAAGUGGCUGGCCUGUGUGGCACAUUUCGAGCCUGAGGACAUGGAGAGUGAGGUCCUCAAGGAGUUUCGGGUGCUGAAGGCCGAGAUGGAUCGGCAGAUUCACGCGCGGCGGGCGGCAAGCACCCAGGUCACGUGCAUCCGUGCUGGCGAAGGCAGCGAUCUCUGGUUGGGCCGCCACGCCCAGAACCGAUGA